UCUCUGGUCUCCAGGUGACCCCGGAUCAGCCGGGGACCAGGCUCCACGUGGUCCUGGGGAACGAAGCGUGUGACGUGGACUCCAUGGUGUGUGCUCUGGUCUACGCCUACUUCCUGUCCAAGACUGGGGACCCCGGGUCCCGGGCCGUCCCGGUGUUGAACAUCCGUCAGUCUGAGUUGUCUCUGCGUCCAGACGCCGUCUUCCUGCUGCAGCAGCUGUCUCUGUCCCCAGACCUGCUGCUGUUCAGGGACCAGCUGGACCUCCGGGUCCUGGUCCACGCCGGGCGCCUGGCGCUCACGCUGGUGGACCACAACGUCCUGCCCAGGUACCAGGGCCGGGGGGGGGCAGGUAGUCAUGUGAUGUAG
This is a messenger RNA of Etheostoma cragini (Arkansas darter), 365 nucleotides long. It is a transcript of the gene prune1, whose product is annotated as prune exopolyphosphatase. The transcript is spliced from 2 exons. NCBI's taxonomy places the organism in Eukaryota, Metazoa, Chordata, Actinopteri, Perciformes, Percidae. Gene Ontology annotation, cellular component: cytoplasm. Bases 84 to 365 code for a protein of 93 amino acids. The record is from RefSeq and is a predicted model, not a curated record. Gene Ontology annotation, molecular function: exopolyphosphatase activity.